AUGGGAGUCAAAUUGGAGGAUGAGGACUCUGAUUUUGGACUUUCUGAUACUGAUGCUGGCGAAUCAUCUGAAAGCGAUAACCAUAGCGGCAAUGACAGCGGUGGUGGCAGCGGUGGCAGCAGCGUUCGUAGUCGCGGAGGAGGCAGCGUUCGUGGUCGCGGAGGUGGCAGCGUUCGUGGUCGCGGAGGUGGUAGUGGCAGUGGCAGUGGUGGCACUGUAUCAUCAACAAAGCGCAAGCGGCCUAAUGCAGGCAAGUCUGCCAGCACAGACAGUGCUGCUGACCAGGGUAAUGGCAAUCAAGAUGAUCCAGUGGAUGUUGAGAACCCAAAGAAGAAAGCCAAAAACUCACGUCCUAAGUCUGGUUCUGCUAGCGCUCCUACUGCCCCUACAACUGUUGGCAGAAUGACCAGGUCUGCCGGCUCUAAAUCUAAGACUGCCAGUUCUAAGUCGAAGGCUACCCCUUCCAAGUCUAACACUGCCGCUUCUAAGUAUAAGUCUAUUAGUUCUAGGUCUAAGGGGAAGGGGAAGGGGAAGGCUAAAGAGCCUGUGAGCAGUAUGCUUGUCAACUCCGAGGAUGACGACAGUGAUGGGGCUGGUAAUGAGGAUGAAGAAAAUGGUGACGAGGAUGGCGACGAGGCUGAGUGA
This is a messenger RNA of Fusarium pseudograminearum CS3096, 645 nucleotides long. RefSeq lists its product as uncharacterized. The transcript has 2 exons. The record is from RefSeq and is a predicted model, not a curated record. NCBI's taxonomy places the organism in Eukaryota, Fungi, Ascomycota, Sordariomycetes, Hypocreales, Nectriaceae. Bases 1 to 645 code for a protein of 214 amino acids.